Molecule: messenger RNA, 507 nt
Organism: Pyricularia grisea
Lineage: Eukaryota; Fungi; Ascomycota; Sordariomycetes; Magnaporthales; Pyriculariaceae
Exons: 2
Coding region: 1-507 (168 amino acids)
Source: RefSeq, a predicted model, not a curated record
AUGAUGACGUACUCGCCCCUCGUCGGAUCCGAAUUACCUCUCCUUCAACUGAAUCCACUAGAGACAGACGAGAUCCAAGUUAGAUGCAAGUUUGUCCAGGCCUCAUUAGACGCAGAAAUCCGCUUCAAAGCACCCUACUACACUUGGGGCAAUCCCAACGACACAAAGCCCAUCCUACUCAACGAGGAGGUCAUCAUUUGGCUAGGAAUGGCGACGGAGCACUCCCGCGCCGGGAUCGCGUGUAUGUGUGACACCGUGGAUGAGAGCCUGCGGAUACUAUUGGAGGGCGACGGGCAACCGCCACUCAUCUUUGGCGAUCUCCCUGACACCUUGGUAACAAAGUUCCACCCCAUACUGGCGUCAGCGGCAGCCUCCCCCAAACUACUGGGCAUCGCAGUUCUCGGUAGAGACUGGUUUACUAGAGUUUUGGCGCUGCAGAAGCUGGCCAUGAAAAGUCGUGUUUCGUUCCGUACCGGCGCCGUAGACAUCGGGCUGUGUCAGCUGUAG